This is a messenger RNA of Galeopterus variegatus (Sunda flying lemur), 876 nucleotides long. Its product is annotated as DNA (cytosine-5)-methyltransferase 3-like. Bases 22 to 876 code for a protein of 284 amino acids. Gene Ontology annotation, molecular function: DNA (cytosine-5-)-methyltransferase activity, acting on CpG substrates; DNA binding; enzyme activator activity. Gene Ontology annotation, cellular component: nucleus. The transcript has 8 exons. NCBI's taxonomy places the organism in Eukaryota, Metazoa, Chordata, Mammalia, Dermoptera, Cynocephalidae. The record is from RefSeq and is a predicted model, not a curated record. Gene Ontology annotation, biological process: negative regulation of transcription by RNA polymerase II.
GACCUGGAUUCGGAGCACAGCAUGGAUGUGAUCCUGGUGGGCCCCAGUAAGCCAUCGUCCCCCGUUUCGCCCCAGCUGGGCAGAGAUCUCAUCGCCUACGAAGUCAAGGUUAACCAGCGCAGUCUAGAAGACAUCUGCCUCUGCUGUGGAAGUUUCCAGGUCCAUACACAGCACCCUCUGUUUGAGGGAGGGAUGUGCAUUCCAUGUAAGGACAAAUUCCUGUACACGCUCUUUCUGUAUGACGAGGACGGAUACCAAUCCUACUGCUCCAUCUGCUGCUCAGGGGAGACGCUGCUCAUCUGCGAAAACCCUGACUGCACACGAUGCUACUGUUUCGAGUGUGUCGAUACCCUGGUCAGCCCUGGGACGUCGGAGAAAGUUCAGGCCAUGAGUAACUGGGUGUGCUUCCUGUGCCUGCCUUUCUCCCGCAGCGGGCUGCUGCAGAGGAGGAAGAAGUGGCGGGGCCGGCUGAAGGCCUUCUACGACCGCGAGUCGGAGAGUCCCCUUGAGAUGUACAAAACCGUGCCCGUGUGGAAAAGAGAGCCGGUGCGGGUGCUGUCCCUUUUUGGGGACAUCAAGAAAGAGUUGACGAGUCUGGGCUUCUUGGAAAAUGGUUCUGACCCAGGGAGACUGAGGCAUUUGGAGGACGUCACAGACAUAGUCAGGAGGGAUGUGGAGGAAUGGGGCCCAUUUGACCUCCUGUACGGCUCGACGCCUCCCCUUGGCCAUGCCUGUGACCGUCCUCCUGGUAAGCGACACUUCGAGAAAUGGACUGUGGUCAGCUCAAAGACCCGCAUCUUGUCCCCAGCUCUGUCUCCUCUCUCUCUCCCCACCUNGGCCCGUUUGUAUCCCCUCAACCCACCCCAAGGCCCCUGA